UUCCUCACAGUACGACGCCGUUUGAACCAAAAGGGCAAAAAUGGAAAACGAGAAAAGAGAAAAAAGACCAUCCUUUUCUGCAUACUUUUCUUCCCCAUGGAGCAAUGUUCCAAACACUUUGCUCCAAAUUUGAGCAGCGGCAACAAAACACAUUCUUCUUCUUAUUUCCGAAUAAAGGCUUCGAAUUUCCGAUCGCCGUAAUCAAUGGCGGUCUCGAAUCCCGAAGGCCCGAAACGCGACCCGAUUAACUCGAACCGGAAUACAAGUACAAAGGUGUGGCUGUUAUCAUUGCUACUGACGUUGCAGUACGGUGCUCAGCCUCUCAUCUCCAAACGUUUCACCAGCCGUGAAGUUAUCGUGACCUCAUCUGUUUUAGCAUGCGAGGUUGUAAAGGUAGUUUGUGCUCUGGUGCUCUUAGCAAAAGAAGGAACUUUGAAAAAGCUAUUUAAAAAUUGGACUUUGGUUGGCUCUUUGACCGCAUCAGGACUGCCUGCAGCCAUCUAUGCACUGCAAAAUAGCUUAUUGCAGAUCUCAUAUAAAAAUCUUGAUUCUCUCACAUUCUCGAUGCUGAAUCAGACAAAACUCUUUUUCACAGCAUUGUUUACUUAUAUCAUAUUAAGGCAGAAGCAGUCUAUUCAACAGAUUGGGGCUCUGUUCUUGCUGAUAAUCGCAGCUUCCCUUCUGAGCAUCGGUGAAGGAUCCAGUAAAGCAUCUGCUUCUCAUAAUCCCGAUGAAAUUUUAUUCUAUGGGAUUGUACCUGUCCUGGUUGCUUCUGUACUUUCUGGUCUGGCCUCUGCAUUGUGUCAGUGGGCUUCUCAAGUUAAGAAACAUGCGUCUUACUUGAUGACUGUGGAGAUGUCAAUAAUCGGGAGCCUUUGCUUACUGGCUAGCGCUUCUAAGUCUCCGGAUGGUUUAGCUAUCAGAAAACAUGGCUUCUUUUAUGGGUGGACUCCUUUGACAUGGAUUCCUGUUAUACUCAAUGCUGUUGGGGGUAUUCUUGUUGGUCUUGUGACAACUUAUGCUGGCGGUGUCAGAAAGGGAUUUGUGAUUGUUUCUGCUCUUCUAGUCACUGCUCUGCUUCAGUACAUCUUCGACGGGAAAGCACCUUCCCCAUACUGCCUUGUGGCUCUCCCGUUGGUCGUCACUAGCACGUCGAUAUACCAAAAAUACCCCUACCGUGUCAAGAAGAAGGAAUCUUGAUUUCAAAGGCUAGGAAAGUUGGGUUUACUUUGUACAUCAUUCAUUCGCAUUGAUGUGUACCAAAUUAUCAUUACAAUGAGAGGAGAAAAUAGCUCCAAUUUUAAGGAGCUUACUUUUUUCCUUUGAAGGUGGGCCAUGGCUAUGAUUUUAAGGGAAAAUUACAGUUUACAUCCCUUGAGUUUGCAUUGAUUUCACAUUUGGUCCCUAAUGUUUAAAAAAAAACACAUUGGUCCCUAAUGUUUCAAUAGU
Erythranthe guttata (spotted monkey flower) is the source of this 1449-nucleotide messenger RNA. RefSeq names its product Nucleotide-sugar transporter family protein. NCBI's taxonomy places the organism in Eukaryota, Viridiplantae, Streptophyta, Magnoliopsida, Lamiales, Phrymaceae. Gene Ontology annotation, cellular component: Golgi membrane. Gene Ontology annotation, molecular function: pyrimidine nucleotide-sugar transmembrane transporter activity. Gene Ontology annotation, biological process: pyrimidine nucleotide-sugar transmembrane transport. The record is from RefSeq and is a predicted model, not a curated record.